Brachypodium distachyon (stiff brome) is the source of this 1336-nucleotide messenger RNA. Its product is annotated as serine/threonine-protein phosphatase PP1. Gene Ontology annotation, molecular function: protein serine/threonine phosphatase activity. The coding region runs from base 82 to 1059 and encodes 325 amino acids. The record is from RefSeq and is a predicted model, not a curated record. Lineage: Eukaryota; Viridiplantae; Streptophyta; Magnoliopsida; Poales; Poaceae. The transcript is spliced from 4 exons. Gene Ontology annotation, cellular component: cytoplasm; nucleus.
AAACACAACUAUUCCCGACAAGCCCCCGUUUACCAAUCCCCUGCCCCCCCUUCCCCCUUCGUCCCCCCUGCGGCCGGGAAGAUGAUGAUGACGCGGGCAUCGAUGGGGGCCAUGGAGGGAUCCGCGGUGGACGAGGUGGUACGGCGGCUGGUGGAGGGCGGUCGCAGCGGGCGGCAGGUUCAGCUGUCGGAGGCGGAAAUCCGGCAGCUCUGCGUCGACGCCAAGCGGGUGCUCCUCUCCCAGCCCAACCUCCUCCGCAUCCACGCCCCCGUCAAGAUCUGCGGUGAUAUCCAUGGUCAGUUUGUUGAUCUGUUGAGGUUGUUUGAUUUGGGUGGUUAUCCUCCAACUUCCACUUACUUAUUCCUCGGAGACUACGUAGAUAGAGGCAAACAGAGUUUGGAAACUAUAUGCUUGCUGCUGGCAUACAAAAUAAGGUACCCUGACAAGGUUUUCCUGUUAAGGGGGAACCACGAAGAUGCAAAAAUCAACAGAGUUUAUGGUUUCUAUGAUGAGUGCAAGAGGAGGUUCAACGUACGACUGUGGAAGAUAUUCUCUGAUUGCUUCAACUGCCUGCCUAUUGCAGCACUCAUUGAUGAUAAGAUACUAUGCAUGCAUGGUGGCCUGUCACCUGAACUGAAUGAUCUGGACCAAAUAAAGGAUAUUGAGAGACCAGCUGAGAUUCCUGAUUAUGGUCUCCUAUGUGAUUUGCUUUGGUCUGAUCCUAGUCCCCAUGGAGAAGGGUGGGGGGAGAGUGACAGAGGUGUUUCGUGUACGUUUGGUGCGGAUAAGCUUGUAGAGUUUUUGGAGAAGAAUGAUCUUGACCUUAUUUGCCGAGCACAUCAGGUGGUAGAAGAUGGUUACGAGUUCUUUGCACAGCGGAGAUUAGUGACAAUCUUCUCAGCCCCAAAUUAUUGUGGGGAAUUCGAUAAUGUAGGUGCUCUGUUGAGCAUAGAUGAAAACCUAAUGUGUUCAUUUCAAAUCUUGAAGCCAACGGAAACAGGCAUACCACGUGUAAGGAGAUCAAUUCCAAAUAAGCCAGCAUGUGGGGAAAACUCCUGAUCAACAUCCAAUUCCCUCAAUAUUAUUUUCGUCGGCUCAAAGGGGGCAAUCUGAUCUAUUGUUUAGAUCCACCAGCCAAUCAUCUUGCCCUAAUUUCUCUUAAUUCCUAAGCAUUUGUUUGCUCUGCACUACAAGUUCUUCUGUACAGCAUGUUUGUGAGUUGAUGUAGCUUUUAACAUUUUAUAUACCAUUAUUUCUUAUUUUCUUUCAGUUUUGGUUCAGGCUACUAAUCUAUUAUUUUAAUGCAGUGUAAAGGAAAAGUUUGUUUUUUGUUUCU